Messenger RNA from Syngnathus acus (greater pipefish), 1458 nucleotides. RefSeq names its product LBH regulator of WNT signaling pathway (gene lbh). Bases 243 to 539 code for a protein of 98 amino acids. Gene Ontology annotation, biological process: positive regulation of DNA-templated transcription. The transcript has 3 exons. Gene Ontology annotation, cellular component: nucleus. The record is from RefSeq and is a predicted model, not a curated record. NCBI's taxonomy places the organism in Eukaryota, Metazoa, Chordata, Actinopteri, Syngnathiformes, Syngnathidae.
UGCACACGAGAGUGGCGGUGACGAGCAGACGAGGUAAGACGUGACAAGACGAGACGAGUCGGCUGGCAGUUUAGUGUCUUUUUUUUUUUUUAAAAGUCUCUUGCUUAAUUUGUAGUGUUUUAAAUGUGAUGUUUCAACGUGAAGUUUAGACAUUCAAAGAGGCAGUGGCAGCAGGUGCGCUUCGAAUGCAUGUCUGUAUUUCUUCGGACUAAUUCAGUUGAGUAUUUGUGCCCGUCUGAGAUAUGACUGAGGUGAUGAUCAACAGCACCCCAAUGGACGACAUGAGGCUCAGUCCCACCAAGGACAGGCUUUCUUUCCAGAUCUUCCCCGACCCAUCGGACUUUGAGCGCUGCUGUAAGCUCAAGGACCGCCUGCCCUCCAUCGUGGUGGAACCAACCGACGGCGAGGUGGAGAGCGGCGAGCUCCGCUGGCCUCCCGAGGAGUUCCUGGUAAGCGAAGGGGAGGACGACCAUGACGAAGCGCAGCCCAAUCACAAUGGGAUCCAAAACGGACAGGCCCCGGCGAACUCCAAGCACUAGGAGCCGCUAGCCCUUUUGCUUCCGAUGUCCAACCGUUCACGCACUGGUCACGCUGCACCUUAAACCUUUCCGGCUGACACCACACGAAAGAAGCAAUAGUUUUGUCGCACUGCCACUCGAUGGGACGUCGUUCGCAUUCUUGAGAAAAGACUUGGGACUGCGCUAACACCGGGGGCCAUGACAUGGCUCCGCUGACCCACCCCACCCAAAAAAGAAUUGCGCUUAACCCUCCAGCUGUGUUCACUCUCUGGAUUGCUGUUAAGUAUUUGCCUCUACGCAAGGUUUAGCCGUUUUGUUUGAUGUCGUGGGUGUCGCAUGAGCUGAGGAUUGUAUUCUUUUUUUAUUUUCCAGUCUAAAGUUAACAUCUUUGUACUUGUAGUUCAGCGCUAGAUGGUAAUAGAUUUUUUUUUAAGGAGAUAGUAGCAUGUAGAUGUUUAGUGCAGUUUUGCUUCAAGAGUGAUACAUUGUUGUACUAUUUCGUCGAUACACGGGGUUCUUCACUAAAGUCACAAUUCGGCACACGGGUAGAUUUCCAGUUGUAGCCAAAAAGUGCAAGGAGGAGAAAACCGGUGCGCUGAAUCGAUUUACUAGUGACAACAACUUUGUAUAACUCGUGAGGGAAAACUGCUUUAGUUGAUACUAGCGUGCUAGCGUGUUCUACUUGUGCGCUUCACUGCGGCGGUUUUAAGCAAGAGCAAAGGAAAGGGAAGCUAGUUUGCUAACCGGAUGCUAAUUGCUCGCCCUGUGUGGCCUUACGACUUGACCAUUUGCAAAUUACAAUGUUUUUUUAAUUAUUUUUUUUCUCUUCGGUGGACGUAUAAUGGAUCCCGUCACAAGUGAACACUCUGCUCCUCUCUAUUCUUCCAACUUGUUUCUGUGGAAGCAGCUGUACUUUUUGUCACCAUGUAGCAUCGAUAUG